CUCUAGUGUUACCAGCGCAGGACAACAACCGACUGAGGGGAAGUUAACUUUGACAAACUCCUGAUAAAAGCCGAUAUAAAGUUGAUUUAAGUUCCUCUCUGUGAUGUGCGGGUGUAUUUAAAGUGCCCCAGCCGUGAAGCAGAUGUGGAGUGGCCGUUAGUGCUGGAUGGAGUCGGGAUUCGAUGUCCAGCGGUGGGCCGGUGGAGGCUCACCCGCCGUGGGAGCGUCGCAGCGCCGCAGGAAGAUGCCUCCGCGAGCCGCUGAUUAUAAAUUGCAGGUGAUCAUCAUCGGCUCCCGCGGCGUGGGCAAGACCAGUCUGAUGGAGAGAUUCACCGAUGACACCUUCUGCGAGGCGUGCAAGUCCACUGUGGGUGUGGAUUUUAAAAUCAAAACAGUGGAACUGAGAGGAAAGAAGAUCCGGUUACAGAUCUGGGACACGGCGGGUCAGGAGAGGUUUAACAGCAUCACUUCAGCGUAUUACCGUGGUGCGAAAGGCAUCGUACUCGUCUAUGACAUCACCAAACAGGAAACCUUUGACGACCUGCCCAAAUGGAUGAAAAUGAUUGAUAAGUAUGCGUCAGAGGAUGCUGAACUCCUGUUGGUCGGGAACAAGCUGGACUGUGAGUCUGAUCGCGUCGUCUCACGGCAACAAGCCGAGAGGUUUGCUUCACGGAUAUCAGGUAUGCGUUUCUGUGAGGCCAGUGCCAAGGAUAACUUCAACGUGGAUGAAAUAUUUCUUAAACUAGUCAAUGAUAUUUUGAAUAAGAUGCCACUUGAAGUCCCCAGUAAUGAGCUGUCCAACAGCAUCCUAUCACUUCAGCCCGAGCCCGAUAUUCCACCUGAGCUGCAACCUCCUCGCACUCGCUGCUGUUGAGAUUCAGCUCGAGCACCUUAAAGCCCCAAACGCCUCCCUCACUCAGUAUUAUAUCUCAACACAAGCUGUUACAGCCACCAGAGGGUGAUGUGCUCAUGACUCCAGCCCAUAUGGAUCAGUAUUUCAUUUGUAUUCCUCCUCCACAGUAAAUGAUUCAGAAACGAUCGACUGUUUUAUUUAAUACAUUACAAAUAUGGCACAUCAGAUGAAUAGAUCAGAAUACAUACACGCAUUUCUUUCUGGCGCCCCAUAUUGCACUACCUCAUUUCUGGGAAGCACAGGAUCGUGUUUGUCCUACAUGUGUCUCCCCUGUUGGAUACUACUGCAUACGCACCACAUGCAUAUGCCAUAAUCCAUCAACUCUAAUUUACUACACUUUACAUUGCCAUGUAAUGCAUAUGUGGGACAAAGGAGACAAGUUUAAUUUCUCUUCCGCAUUUAAAGCACACAUUUGUCAUUUUGGGAUGCAUACAUCACUGGUUCUUCCAGGUCUCAAAUUAAGAAGCUCUUUUCUGAAUUAAUUUGGCAUUCAUAGCAAAGUGGAUGUAAAUUUCAUGCCACGUGUAAUUGCUUUCUGUCGGCUGUGUGUUUACGAGGUGGUUCAUUCGGCCUAUUAUUGAGUUUGGGAGUCAUCUCAUUUAUUAUGACUUUAUGCCUUGCGGCCUUAUCAGUGUUCGGGUGAAUCUCACAAAAACAUGUCAGGGUCACAUUUCACCCCCAAAACUAAGAAAACGAAGCUGUAAAAUGCAUUAUUUCAGUCAUGCGGAUGGGUGUUUUUACUUUGACUUUUUUGUAAUUCCCAUUAUUCUAAUGUGCAUCAAAUGCUACCGUUAUGCACAUCAAUGCUUCUCAAUUUAAAUAAAAUACUUUUUUUUUUUUCAUCUUACAGUAAUGAGAAUGAGAUUUAUUCACACCACAUUAACAGCAUUUGGGACAUGUUCUUGACAGAUUUUAUUGAGAUUCACCCGUUGUUAUUUUUUUGAGGAUUAAAUUAGAUUUAAUUUUAUUUGAUGUGUUUUGCACUACAAUCUAUUCAUAGCUAGUUUAUGAGCAGCUAACAUGCUGAACGUUAGUGAAGGACCUGUGUACAGGAGAUUAAUGUUAUUGUUGCUUAGAAGUUCUCUGUCAAUGCCAUUAACUUUUGUUUUGCAAAUAAAAGUCAUUAAUUGGGUGUCGCACGGGUCGGACUUGCGAAUGCGGAACUGAAAGGGCUAUUUCUCCACGGAGAGUAGAUGAAGGGUAUAAAGAGACACGGUUUUGAUACUCGGAUGGGUGUCAUCAUCAUCAUAUACGGAAGAAUAAAAGUACACUUCUUCCUAAGACUCUCCCAUUAAUGUCAUUUUGCCACUGCUUCCAGUGAAUUUGUUGAAGUUAUUGGCCCAAUCAUUGAUUAAAUCAUCUAUAUUGCCUGUAUAGAUGAAGGACUGAAGUUAAAAGGACAGUUCACUAAAAAAGGAAAAUUCUCUCAUCGUUUAUUUGCUCUCAUGCCAUCACAGAUGUGUAUGACUUUCUUCUGCUGAACACAAAUGGAUUUUUGUCCAUACAAUGCAAGUGAAUGGUGGUCAGAACUUUGAAGGCCCAAAAAGCACAUAAAGGCAGCAUAAAAGUCAUCCAGCCUCAAGUGAUCAGGUCCAUGUCUUCAGAAGUGAUAUGAUAGGUGUGAGUGAGAAACAGAUCAAUAUUUAAGUCCUUUUUUUUUUAUACUGUAAAUUAUCUUCCCUGCCCAGUAUGUGGCGAUAUGCAUGAAGAAUGCGAAUUGACAAAAACAAAAGAACAAAUGUGGAAGUGAACGUAGAAAUUUAUAGUAAAAUAAGAUUUAAAUAUUGAUCUGUUUCUCACCCUCAUCUUUCAUAUCACUUCUGGAGACAUGGAUUUGAUCACUUGAGGCUGGAUUACUUUUAUGCUGCCUUUAUGUGCUUUUUGGAUCUUCAAAGUUCUGGCCACCAUUCACUUGUGUUGUAAGGACCUACAGAGCUGAAAUAUUCCUCUUAAAAUCUUCAUUUGUGUUCUGUAGAAGAAAGUAAGUCAGACACAUCUGGUAUAGCAUGAGGGUGAUGAUGAGAGAAUUGUUAUUUUUGGGUGUGCUACCCCUUUAAAAGGACAGUUGCAAAUUCUGUCAUCAUUUACUUGUUCCCUCUGUGGAAGACAAAAGGAGAUGUUAGGCAGUUUGUUAGUCUCAGUCACUAUUCGCUUUCAUUGCAUCUUUUUCCAGACGUAAGAAAGAAGUCAUUUUUCCUAACAUCUUUUGUGUUGAGUGAAAGAAGUCAUGAGCAGGUUUAGAACAUUAUGAGGGGAAAUAGUGACAGAAUCUUCCUUUUUGGUUAAACUAUGCCUAGAUACAAUAUUAAACAUAUUACAAAUAUAGUUGUGUAUUACAGCAGUCAUUUUUUUAAAAGGUGUUUUGAUGGCCUUGCACAUGUAAAGGGUAGCACUGGUCGUUAAUUAUUUUCUGCCAAUUUAUGGGAGUUUUAGUGGAACUCUAUAUAUAUAUAUAUAUAAAAAAAAACAUUUGUGUUUCUUAUUGUGUGAAUCUUAUGAAGUAAUAUCUAGGUCAUUUUUCCUCAAAAAAAAAUUAUAAAAAUGUUAAAAAAAAAAUUAAAAAAAAAUGAAUAAUAAAAAAAUUAUAUAUAUAUAUUUGUUUUUUUUGCAUUAAGAAAAAUCCUAUUUUUUGGAAUAGUACUUUUUUUUUUACCCCACAGUUGUAAUUACUGUAAUGCCCCAAAAAAAUAUAAUAUAUUAAAAUGUAAUUGUCAUUACAGUUCAGUAAAUUGACAAUGAAAUGCAGUAUAAAAACCACAAAAUUUAUAUAUAAUUACUGCAGUUUAAAAUGACAGUAAUUACAGUAUUUCUCUUGAAUAUAGUCAACAAAAAUAGGCUUUAUUAUUAUUACUUUUAGGUGACACAUGGCCUGUAUGUUCUUGCCAGGUUUUGUGAGAUUCCCAGUAUUAUUUCAACUAACAAAAUCGAUGCUAGUCGUGAGUUGUGCCGAUUUGUUUAUGUUGUGUGUUUCUGAUAAAUGCGUUCACAUGACGUCCCCGUCAGAAGCCAGUGUUACACUGAUCAGCCUGUUUUAAUAUCUGACUAUUGUGUUGUUUAGCUUUUUUGCUGUAUUUUUUCUGUUCUGUAUUAUUCUAAUAACCCCAUCUAACUCUCCGUUUUAUUGUCAGAGUGAAAUACUAAUUGCAAGACCUUAAAAUGUAAAAACCAACCUAAACUUAUGGUUUAUUUGUGGUAACGGUGUUAGAGAACGUGUUUAACCUCACAAUUGUUCAUGUUUGCAAGCUUGUGCCAUAUUCUAACAUUUUCAAUCUUUUUCACCCAAGUGCUUUAUGUCUCUGCAGGAUUGGUGAAUUUAUUAUUUAUUUUUGAUCAUAUCUGAAUUCCUCCCAACCCUGUAGUUACAAGUUAUUUAACUUGCGGCAACAGAAACCUAGUGUUUUCAUAUUGGUUGAAGGCUUUGUCCGUUUUAAAUGUAUUGUAAGCUUUGCAGAUCUUCCCAAAUGGAAAUGGAACGUCAUGUUCUACAGAAAGUCUGUCGAUGAAACAUCAAGUUUCAUUGUAAUUCACAGUCAUUUCCAGUUACUCUUGUCUAGUAGCAAUACACGUUGCCUUUAGAAAUCUUUAGUUUUGUACAGAAUAUUUUGCCGUAUUCUUGCUUCAAUCUCUUGGCCAAUUGCAGUAUUUACAAAAACAUGAAAUGGAUUCUCAUUGCAUUGGAAAACAGAAGAGUACUUUGUACAAAUAAUACGCUGAUAUUAGGUAUUUGGGACAGUUUGGCAUGUUUAAGCGGUUUUGUGAUAUUUAUAACUUGUGGCAUUCUUAAACUAAUGACGUGCAAAUA
Messenger RNA from Xyrauchen texanus (razorback sucker), 4715 nucleotides. It is a transcript of the gene rab12, whose product is annotated as RAB12, member RAS oncogene family. Gene Ontology annotation, biological process: regulation of exocytosis; protein secretion; cellular response to insulin stimulus. Lineage: Eukaryota; Metazoa; Chordata; Actinopteri; Cypriniformes; Catostomidae. The transcript has 6 exons. The record is from RefSeq and is a predicted model, not a curated record. Gene Ontology annotation, molecular function: GTPase activity; GTP binding. Gene Ontology annotation, cellular component: endosome; trans-Golgi network transport vesicle; synaptic vesicle. The coding region runs from base 167 to 874 and encodes 235 amino acids.